GGCUGCCCCACCUGGCGGCCACUUUCGUAACGAGCUCGUCCCCGAGCGCGGAGCAGUGCGACAUCUCUGGAGGACGUGCGAUAGUUCUUCCGUACAAGCCGUGGAUAAUGCUGCUCAAUUGAGGCACUGAACAUGGAGGCCAUGGCAGCGUAUGCCGAGGAGGCUGCACUGGAUGGGGGUGCCAUCAUCCUUAUCCCGCAGGAGGAUGGGCAGCCUGUGCUGCUUGGGGAGGCCCUGGUGGGUGGUGGCUCCCAGCUGGUGCUUGGUCAGCUGCAGCCACUGCAGAUUGAAGAUGCCCCAUUGGUGUUUGCCCCGGUUGCCAGCACUGAGGGCUCCUUGGUGGCCACACCUGCCAUGGUCAGCGAACCCUCACCACAGCACGAGGAGGCAGCCAGCUCUCUCAGGCCGGAGGCUGGGGCAGCACCUUUGCUGCGCACAGUGACGCAGACAUUGAAAGUGCGCUGGCUAGACGAGCUACUGGAGCACAAGGCCAUCUCCUGUCCCAUCCACGACUGCCCGUUCACCUGCCCUGCCAUCACAGCAAUGGAGAAGCACUACUCACAGUGCACUGGGGUCAAUGGUUCUGGGCUAGACCAGUGCCCCUACUGUGAGGCCCAGUUCCUCACCCACAGUAGUGCCUUGCACGUGCACAUAGUGGAGCAGCAUCCCACCAGGCGCUCCCUCAUGCACUCGCACGUGGGUGAGGGCCGCUACCGCAAAACCCUGACUAGACGAACCAAGUCCCCUAUGCCGCCACCCAAGCAGCCCGUGUUGGCCAGGCCCACUGCUGGACAGAAGCAGCAGCAACAGCAAGCUGGCAGCACCCAGUGGGACUGGGAGCAGCGUCGGCGCACCUACUCACGCUCCUGGGGUGAGCCCAUGGGCCCCACAUCGGAGCUGUUCCGCAGGCCGGGCUCUGAGGAGGAAGACCCGCUGCAGCUGCCCCGAUCAGUGAUCAAUCGCAGCGAGAUCACUCUCUCCUCUGAGGAGCUCGCCUUGGACGAGCAUCAGCUACAGCAGGAGGCCACUGAAUCGGGUGAAGGAGGGCAGCCUUCGGUGGAGACGCCGACACCCGAGACAAUACGGCUGGAGCCGAUGCCGGCGGCCCGGACUAACCGUGGCCGGGGGGCCAGCCCCCGGCGGCCUCCUCGCAGCCGCAACCGAGGGGAGAAUGUGCGCACCAUGCAGGUGAUAGUGAAGAAUACCUCGGGUGCGGAGAGUACGAGUGCGCUGCUGCGCAACCCCCGGGUGCUGCAGACCUUGGGCGACCUGGCUGUGAAUGCUGCAAGCACUGGUGCUGCAGCCACCAUCACUCUGGCCACCGGCUCACAGCAGCAGGCUGAAGAGGAUGAGGCCGACCAGGCUGUGGUGGCUGUGCACAGUGCAACAGCCUCGGAUGGCCGCUACCUCCAGGUGGAGCGAGCCCUGAAGGCACCCACUCUGCAGCCUGCUGAAGUGGACCGUUUCUUUGGGCGGCGUGUGGACUGUUCGUGCCAGACAGACGAUUUGCCUCCAGCACUGCCACCUGUUCGUCCUGAGCUGCCUGGUACAAUUGCACCUCCCGCGAUACUAAAGAGGACUCGCCUGCUGGCACCUCCACAAGCAAAAGUGCCUGGCAGGCCACUGGCUGUCAGCAUAGUCUGUUCAAGCCGUGCCUCGUCAUCUGAUGAAGAUGACGAUGGUGACGUACGAGGGUCGGUUGUGCAAACACCACUGAAGAAAUUGAUGCAAUCAUCAGAGCAGGAGCAACCACCACAGCAGGUAUUUUCACAAGUGGAUCAUUCAGCGACAACACAGCCAGCUGCAGAGCAGCGUCAGCUAGUUCAGCAGUUUGUCCUUACCACAUCAGUUCAACCACACCAGAAGCCACAGGAAGCAGUCCAGCCUGGUUCAGAGCUGCCACAGCUGAUGGUGCAGCCUCAGCAGUUGCCUGUUCCAGUCAGCCAGGAUGUUAUGCUGGAGCAACCAUUGCAGCGCCAGGUGACCCAGCUGUUCACCCUGCAGAAAUUGUCGGCUGCCCAGCCGGAAGAGUGUGUGGUGCCUAUGCACCUGACUGAACAGAGGGCUGACUCAGCACAACCUUUCACUGGGUCUGCUGAGCAAGCCCAGUCAAAGCCGGGAACCGUUCAAGCAGAAAAUGAGCAGGAAGUUGUUCAAAUUCCUGAGCAGAAAAUUGUUCAAACAGGAAGUGAGCAGGAAGUUGUUCAAAUUCCCUGAGCAGAAAAUUAUUCAAGCAGGAAAUGAGCAAGAAAUUGUUGAAAUUCCUGAGCAAGAAACCGUUCAAGCAGAGAAAGAGCAGGACAUUGUUCAAAUUUCUGAGCAAGAAAUCGUUCAAGCAGAGAAAGAGCAGGAGAUUGUUCAAAUUCCUGAGCAGGAAAUUGUUCAAGCAGGAAAUGAGCAGGAAUUUCGUCAAAUUCCUGAGCAGAAAAUCAUUCAAGCAGGAA
Molecule: messenger RNA, 2444 nt
Organism: Rhipicephalus sanguineus (brown dog tick)
Lineage: Eukaryota; Metazoa; Arthropoda; Arachnida; Ixodida; Ixodidae
Exons: 9
Coding region: 133-2217 (694 amino acids)
Source: RefSeq, a predicted model, not a curated record